This is a messenger RNA of Annulohypoxylon maeteangense, 3479 nucleotides long. RefSeq lists its product as uncharacterized. The record is from RefSeq and is a predicted model, not a curated record. Gene Ontology annotation, molecular function: ATP binding; protein kinase activity. Gene Ontology annotation, biological process: protein phosphorylation. The transcript is spliced from 13 exons. Lineage: Eukaryota; Fungi; Ascomycota; Sordariomycetes; Xylariales; Hypoxylaceae. The coding region runs from base 1 to 3273 and encodes 1090 amino acids.
AUGGCAGCCGCAGCCAAUGUGCCCAACGAUUGGGAUAAUGCUGAAUUCAAUGGGCAAUAUCAAGCUUUUUAUAAUACCGAGUCCUUCAACUUCGACCAGUACAGGCGACGGAUUCCUGCCCAUAAGGUCCCGCCAACUCCGCAAGAUGUAUUGAAUAUGAACUAUCCACACCAAGGUAACCCACAGGUUAACUUUGGCUAUUCAACAGUGGGGCCAAAUACCAUUGUGGCGUCAAAAUUUUGCUAUUACUGGUACUGGCCGACUUCCGCACAGGGUCCGGCACCAGCUCAGACAGGAUGGAAAUUACAGAACGCCUUAGGUUACGGAAGCUUUGGUAUUGCUGCUCGUUUCAGACGCAUUCCGUCUAAGAAUGACCUAUGUCGGGAUGACGCCGAUUAUACCGUCAAGUUUCAACGAAAUGUUGUAAACGGCUUCAGGAAGUUUCAUCGUUCGAUACGGCAGGAGAGAGUCAUGCACAGGAAAGUGAAUAGAUCAGCGCAUUGCGUCAGACUAUUUGAACCAACAGAUUUAUUUGAUGCGCCAGAGAUUGACCAGCUUGAUUGGGAUUGGGUCGUCGCAGGCAGCAUUGAUGAUUCCAGUGGGAUGGAGCAGUCAAGUGGAGAGGAAAGUCAAAGCGAAUUUCAGAUAGAUCGAAAAAUAAAUAAUCGACGGGCAAGGCGAGAUGCACGACGAAACCGCAAUGGACAUAAUCACGCCCAGGCCAACCGGAGGCCACAAAUAAUAGAAGCCGCCAGACGUAACCAUAGACGCAUGCGUCGAAUGCAGCGAGAAGGUUCCCGUCUUUGGGACUUCAUUAUCAUGGAAAGCAUGGUCGGCGGUGAUUUAGGCACACUCACCGAAAGAUUGUCACAGCACUCAAUCCAGUAUCCGGGAGUAGGCGGGAGAAUUCCUAAUCGAGUCUUGUGGUCAUUUUGGCUCUGUCUUGUGCGAACAUGCGUCGCCAUGGAAUACCCCCCACGAAAGUUUCACCCAAACAGAAACGAUCCGACCACCAGGCGUAAGACCAUUUAUAACUACCGGCGAGAGCCCCGGCACUUUGAAGCCUAUAACACUAUAAAGAACGACUUGAUCGAGAAUGUCCCUCAAAGUUAUUUGGCAAGAAGGCGAAGAAGUAAUUUCGUCCAUUUUGAUAUUGAUCCGUCAAAUAUUUUCAUCGGCCAAUUGGAUCCCACAAAUGUCAGAAACAUCGACAGGGAACCUGGAGAACAUCUCUUGGUUCCAGCACUUAAAAUGGGGGACUUCGGAUUAUCAGAUAUAAUCAAGUUUCAUAAACGCGAGCGCGCCAGGGGGAAACAAGGUUUUUAUGCACCUGAACAAUUCGGGAACGAAUGGGAUUAUAGUACGUUUACCAUCGUCACCCAACUUACAAAUACCAUAACCCACGGGCCAUACCUAAAUAAUGCCCUAAUAUCUUACAAGAAGCAGAGUCCCUAUUGGGCAUUCGUGAUGGAGCAGGUUGCUGACGAAAGAAAAAAAUUAGUUGAUUCUGAACGAAACGGAACUGCACUGGCGCAGUCAACUCAGGCUGGCUUUUUCGGUCCUCACACAAACGUCUGGGGAAUAGCAUUGGUGAUGUGGACUCUCAUUACCAAGUUAGAGCCGCCUGAACCACCGACGCCGCAGGUCCCUGCCGCGAUAUACGACGCUGUAAUAACUGCACUCCCACAGGGGUUUACUCCGGAUCAACUGCACGCAGCAGUCCAAGCGCACAUGGCCACCCUACCUGCCAACACCAACAUUUCCUACUGCCCUCUGAUUCUCGAACCGGGUAACGAUACUUACAACUGGGUCGACCGGGACCUUCGACAGGCCGUCUACGAAUGGUUAAGAGGUCCGGAUGCACCUGUCCUUAGGGGCGGCGGCGACGCCGGUGGAGGAGGAGGUGCAGGUGCAGGACGACGAAUUAGAAAACUAAGAGCCAGAAAGACCGCUCAAACUAACAAUAACGAUGGAGGUGGAGGAGCAGGCGGAGGAGGAGCAGGCGGGGGUGGGGGUGGCGAUGGCGGAGGCGGCGAUGGCGGAGGGAACGGAGGAGGAGGAGGGAACGGAGGAGGAGGAGGGAACCGUGGAGGAGGUGACGGAGGAGGUUGGGGUGCAGGACCGUCACUCAAACAACCAAGUCCCAAAAAGACCCCGACAACUAAUAAUAACGACGGAGGAGAUGGAAAUGGGAUGGUAGCCAGUAGUCUUGGUGGUUUUAUUGGGGGGCCAGCUGCAAAGAGGCCAGGACAGCCAGGAGGCGGUGAUUUUAUAAAUAAAAGAAGACGUGACACAUCUGACGGCGGCUCACAACAACGACCACGUGGGAAACGACGAACUGGAGGAGAUGGAGAUAAUGCAGGAGUAGUACCACAACCCGCAGGUGGAACAGCACCAACAGUACCAACAGUGCCGCCAGUAACGCCAGUACCGCCAGUACCGCCAGUACUACCAGUGCCAACUAUGCCAACAGUGGUACCAGCGCCAACAGCGCCGCCAGUACCAACAGUACCAACAGCGCCAACAGUGAUACCAGCGCCGCCAGUACCAACAGCGCCGCCAGUGCCAACAGCGCCAACGGCACCAAAAGCGCCGCGAGUACCGAAAGCGCCGCGAGUACCGAAAGCGCCACGAGUACCAAAAGCGCCACGAGUACCAAAAGCGCCGCCAGUGCCAACAGCGCCGCCAGCGCCGCCAGCGCCAACGGCACCAAAAGCGCCACGAGUACAGAAAGCGUCACGAGUACAGAAAGCGCCACGAGCACAAAAAGCGCCGCGGACCGCAGGCCAAGGAGGACAACGCGGAGCAACGAAUGAUCCCCUGGUUCAAGCCGCCUUUCCGAAUAGCUACUAUCUCAUCCCAAAUAAUGUAAUGAUGAACGAAUGUGGCUUGACAGCAGUCUCUGAUAGCCUCAGAUAUCAGUACGGACAUCUUGCGAUCCCAAUUCCUGAUUACAAUGCCCUCUACGCCAUAUUUAGGACCUUAGUACAAGCUGGCGAGUUCAACGCCGUAUUAGUAGCGUUUCCAAAUCUCGUUACGCGCCCCCACGAAGGACCAGACAACAUAGACAUGAUUGCAAGAGUCCUAAUAGAGUGGGGUCGUCAGCAUAAUCUAGACUUCUCUUUACACGCUGCUCGCAGUAGCGGCGCUGCCUCUCUAGUAGUCGGCUCAGGAAGCAACACGGCCUUGCCACUUUGGAUUUAUAACUAUGAGCAAAACGCGGGUGCAACCCCAAACUUGAGUGGCCAUUGGGUGGGGAUGCGGCGUAGAUAGCGGUACUUCUAUUAGGGGUUCUGUAACAGUAUCUUGUAUAAUAAUUUUCAUAUUCUCUCAUUAGGAAGGCAAUAAUCUAGUUCAAGUUCUAUCUUCAACAUUACAAACCAUGACGUAUAUAUACCGUCCCCGUGUAUAAGAUGUCAAAGCUUGUGGCCCUGCUCCCCAGAAGAAAUAAGAAUUCAUAAACCGUACAACGUUAGGUU